AUGGGCUGGGAGUCCUCCCUCAGUGGACCAGGAUGGGCAAACUGCUCAUUGGGAAGAUACAUAAGUGGAGUGUGGAGGGAAAAUGAUGCUGUCAUUUCUUUACCUGAUGGCGUUCCUGUUAUUGUCAACACGACCGAGAUCGUAUCAGGGGGAACCGUUGUUGUGGCGUGGGAACCACUCUUUGAAGGAAGCUGUCCAGUUGUCAACUACACUGUGAACUACAGAAAAGUGAUGUCACCAGUGCAGAAAAGCAAAUGGCGCUCUGUUACAGUAAACAGAAAUGCGACCAGUUUUACACUUCAGCUGAAGUGUAAGAAUGAGUAUGAUAUAACAGUUACCUCAAUGUGUGAAUACUGGCAGAGUGCUUUGAAUGAUAUCAAGAUAUGGAAUUUCAAAACAGAAGGAGAUGUUCCAUCACCUCCUGUUACAAACAUCAAGGAAACAAAAUCAUUGGCAUGUGAUGUCAACGUGAUAUGGAGCCCUCCUGCUGACCAUGGGUGUCCGCUGACCAUGUACUCGAUAUACCAUCAACAGAUUCAGACACCAGAAAUAGGCUGGCACCAAACUAACGUCACUAACGUUAUGGCGACGAACUUUACUGUAACAUUAGAAUGCGGAAGGCAGUACUCAAUCGAAAUGUCGGCCUGGAAUGAGCUGGGAGAAAGCGACAGAUCGAGAACAUGGAUAAUAAAAACAAUGUCAGGUUCUGAUAGAAACGAUGAUACCCCGUCCUCACCUUCCGUCUUAACCCUAGCAGAAAAAAACUUAACGAACUCUCCAGCCUAUCAGGAUGGAAAAGGUCUUUCGUCUCCUCAGUUAUAUGGCUUAGUGAAAAGUUAUCAAAAGAAUUACUACAAAGAACGAAAUCGCUUGAUUCUAGAUGCUAAUGAUCUGCACUUUAGCAUAGAUGAUAAAUCAAAAGCACUGUUGGUGGGAGAUAAGGAAGAGAGAAAAGAAUUAAUGAACUGCGGAAAACUACCCGUGGAUGGUACGGACAACAAAAGGUUACACUCUACAUGUUCGAGGCUUAGCGAUGAGACAGUUACCCAGGAAAACGCGGUAGAGCAACCCAAACCAGACGUGGAAGGAAGUAAGAAGUUCUCUCAAGUCCCACAAAAUACUGACUAUGACAAUUUGCAACAGGACGAAGACCUUGUUGCGAAGGACCUUCUUUGUUUUGCGUGGCAAAUAGCACGCGGAAUGGAUUUCUUAUCAAGCAACGGGUUUGUGCAUCGUGAUUUGGCGGCUCGUAAUGUUCUUCUUGGCGAAGACAAAGUUGUAAAAGUCUCAGAUUUUGGAUUGAUGCGACAAACCCAAGAAAGUGUUUACAAACUAAAGAAAGGGAAAAAGAUGCCGGUCAAAUGGACGGCGCCUGAAGCACUCUACAACAGUGAAUACACCACCAAAAGCGAUGUGUGGUCUUUUGGAAUUCUUCUAUGGGAACUCUGCACAAUGGGAGGAAAUCCUUAUCCUGGAAUAAACAACAAGGAGCUGUACAAUCUUCUCAAAACAGGAUAUCGCAUGGAAAAACCAGACACAUGCUCUGAUAAACUUUAUCAGCUGGUGCAAAGUUGUUGGAAGGAGAAGCCCAGCGAAAGACCUACUUUUGAAAGUGCGACGAAAUCACUGGAAAAAAUGAUGCAGGAGGACACUCCAUAUCUGGACUUUGAAUCGCUUGAUGAGUCCAAGGCAUAUUACCGUAGCGAGAAGCUUUCUGACGACUAA
This is a messenger RNA of Orbicella faveolata, 1725 nucleotides long. RefSeq lists its product as uncharacterized. Gene Ontology annotation, biological process: protein phosphorylation; positive regulation of kinase activity; cell surface receptor protein tyrosine kinase signaling pathway. Lineage: Eukaryota; Metazoa; Cnidaria; Anthozoa; Scleractinia; Merulinidae. Gene Ontology annotation, molecular function: ATP binding; transmembrane receptor protein tyrosine kinase activity; protein binding. The record is from RefSeq and is a predicted model, not a curated record. Gene Ontology annotation, cellular component: signaling receptor complex; plasma membrane.